This is a messenger RNA of Alligator sinensis (Chinese alligator), 3121 nucleotides long. It is a transcript of the gene SEC14L5, whose product is annotated as SEC14 like lipid binding 5. The record is from RefSeq and is a predicted model, not a curated record. The transcript is spliced from 15 exons. Lineage: Eukaryota; Metazoa; Chordata; Crocodylia; Alligatoridae. Gene Ontology annotation, cellular component: cytoplasm. Bases 4 to 2133 code for a protein of 709 amino acids.
AAAAUGGUGCAGAAGUAUCAGUCGCCUGUUCGAGUCUACAAGUACCCUUUUGAGCUUGUCAUGGCGGCUUAUGAAAAACGGUUUCCCACCUGCCCAGAGAUCCCUGUGUUCCUGGGUAGCGAGAUCCUUCAUGAAUCCAGGAGUGAUGAUGGAGCCAUUCAUAUCAUCGAAAGAAGCUGCAAACUGAAUGUAGAUGCCCCCCGGCUACUGAAGAAGAUUGCUGGUGUAGAAUUUGUCUUUUUCAUACAGAAGAACACUGUGAACUGGAAGGAGCGAACUCUCCUCAUUGAAGCUCACAAUGAGACCUUUGCCAAUCGUGUUGUUGUUCUUGAGACAUGCAGUUACUCGGUUCACCCGGAGAAUGAGGACUGGACAUGCUUCGAACAGUCUGCAUCCCUGGACAUCAAGUCAUUCUUUGGCUUUGAAAGCACUGUGGAGAAAAUAGCGAUGAAGCAGUAUACUGCCAACAUCAAGCGGGGCAAAGAAGUGAUUGAGCAUUAUUUAAAGGAACUGAUCUUUCAGGGAAUCACAUUCAUUCCCCGAUGGACACCUCCACCCGUGAGCAAGAAGGAGGAGAGGACCCUGACUGUUGGACGUGACCUUAACCUUGCGUCAGAGGAAUCCUGUGCUCAUGGAACUACCAAAGAGCAGACCUGCAGCUCCUGUCUGCCGGCGGAGGCAGCCAGCCCUGAUGCUGACAAACUGGAUGCUGAUUACAUUGAGCGGUACCUGGGACAGCUAACUCCAAUGCAGGAAAGCUGUUUGAUCCGACUGCGUCAGUGGCUGCAGGAAACGCACAAAGGAAAGAUCCCCAAAGACGAGCAUAUCCUUCGAUUCCUUAGGGCUCGUGACUUUAACAUUGACAAAGCACGGGACAUGCUCUGCCAGUCACUGACCUGGCGCAAACAGUACCAAGUGGACUACAUUCUGCAGACCUGGAGACCUCCACCCCUUCUGGAGGAGUAUUACACUGGAGGGUGGCAUUACCAGGACAGAGAUGGCCGCCCCCUAUACAUACUUCGCCUUGGGCAAAUGGAUACAAAAGGUUUGGUGAAGGCCCUGGGAGAAGAGUCACUCCUACGACAUGUACUGUCAAUUAAUGAGGAAGGACAAAAGAGGUGUGAGGAGAACACCAACCUUUUUGGCCGCCCUAUCACAUCCUGGACAUGUCUGGUGGAUUUAGAAGGGUUGAACAUGCGCCACCUCUGGCGGCCUGGUGUUAAAGCCCUUCUUAGGAUAAUUGAAGUUGUAGAGGACAAUUACCCUGAGACUCUGGGGAGGCUAUUGAUAGUGCGAGCACCCAGGGUUUUCCCUGUGCUAUGGACUCUGGUUAGUCCCUUUAUCAAUGAGAACACCAGACAGAAGUUCCUCAUUUACAGUGGCAAUAACUACCAGGGUCCCGGAGGGCUUGUAGACUACUUGGACAAAGAUGUGAUCCCAGACUUCCUUGGAGGAGAAUGCAUGUGUAAUGUCCCUGAAGGUGGGCUCGUCCCCAAGUCACUUUAUCAAACAGAUGAAGAACCAGAGAACUCUGAUCACAUCCGAUUGUGGACAGAAACCAUCUAUCACUCUGCAUGUGUUCUCAAAGGAGCUCCCCAUGAGAUAGUUGUGGAAAUCUUGGAGGGUGAAUCUGUGAUCACCUGGGACUUUGACAUCUUGAAGGGAGAUGUGGUGUUCAGCCUCUUCCACUCCAAGAGAGCGCCCCAGACCUAUCGCAAAGAAACUACCUUACCAAGUACUUCAGCUGCUGGGGACAAUGUGCAGCUGAUUGAUAAGUCUUGGGUUCUGGGGGUGGAUUACAGCCGUAUGGAAUCCCCGCUGGUUUGUCGGGAAGGAGAGAGCAUCCAGGGAUCUCAUGUGACCCGUUGGCCUGGCUUUUACAUUCUCCAAUGGAAAAUGCAUGGCCCUUUGCCCUGUACUGGCACCAGCCUUCCUCGUGUCGAUGAUGUUCUGGCCUCUCUGCAGGUUUCCAAUCACAAGUGUAAACUCAUGUACUACUAUGAAGUGCUUGCAUCCAAGGAUUUCAGGGGAUCCAUGUCAAGCCUGGAAUCUUGCAACAGUGGCUUCUCCCAGCUCAGCGGAGCUACCACAUCUUCCAACCAAUCCCAGAGUAGUUCCCACGUGUCCAGAUAGCACAGCCUCUGCCUCUGCAGAUUGCUGAGACUUUAUACUUGGAUUAGUUUGACUCCUCAAGAGCUGGUCUGUUGACCAAAGAACCUGCAAGUGAAUAGUCAUUCACAAGACCACAAGUGGCUGCAGUCACAGAGAAGUUUCUGAGAGCUGUUUGAAACCUUUUGUCAGUAAGAGACUGACUUUUAAAUCUGCAAACUGAAUUCCAUAGCAGAUGCCUGUUUAUCAAUUUUAUUUUAACAACUCUGUUUUGGGGUGAUUAUCAGUUUGCAUGAAUCUGUGUAUUACUGAGAUUUCAAGGGCUCUUUCCAAUCAGUCCUAUUUCUACCCAAGGUAGAGGAGACUGAUAUUGCCUUAUCUGUUAUGACCGUAGACUAGAUGAGUCAUGUGAAGCAAAACUAGUCUAGUUUUUCUGGGUGCCUACUGUACCGUUACACAUGACCAGGUAUGGUGGGUACUGGAGGAACAGGGAUUGGAAACAAGCUGUAAAUAUCUUAAUACAGGGUGGUAUGUUUUGGGGAUCACUUCCAAGCUAAUCCAAACCUGAGACCUCUCGCAAUGGAGUUGGAUGAUUAUGGAGAUGUUGCUAGGAGAUACCUUUUUUAAAAAUACAGUAAGACCCCAAAAUUGAAACAGUGUUUCCUGAAAAGCCCAAGCGGAGAACCUGCUUUUCUAGCAGGCAGCUUCUUUAAAGAUAGACACUGUCUAUUUUCUCUUUCCUCAGGUUUAAAAGCAAUAAUGAGUAGAUCUCUGACCAUCCCACACAGUGGGAGGGAAGUGAGUCGCACUAAAAGGGCUAAGAAAAGCAAUAUUUUAUUUCGUAAAGGCACAAAGUUUUAGAGCAGCACCACAGGGGUUGCUUCUCAAAACCAUGGGCUAACCUGGAGAAGAGAGGAACUCUCUUUUGUAAAGUGCGUUUGCGUAUUUAAACACAUAUUUAUUCAAAUUAUAGUCACUUGUUUAAACAUUUUUAACUUAUUUAUAAUUUCAG